Messenger RNA from Puma concolor (puma), 1575 nucleotides. Lineage: Eukaryota; Metazoa; Chordata; Mammalia; Carnivora; Felidae. The record is from RefSeq and is a predicted model, not a curated record.
GAUUCUGGUGGCACCAUUACCAUGGAGGAGCAGAUUGUCCUUGUCCUGAAAGCUAAAGUACAAUGUGAGCUCAACAUCACAGCUCAGCCCCAGGGAGGAGAGGGAAAUUGUUUCCCAGAAUGGGAUGGACUCAUUUGUUGGCCCAGAGGAACAGUGGGGAAAAUAUUGGCUGUCCCAUGCCCUCCUUAUAUUUAUGACUUCAAUCAUAAAGGAGUUGCUUUCCGACACUGUAACCCCAAUGGGACGUGGGAUUUUAUGUACAGUUUAAAUAAAACAUGGGCUAAUUAUUCAGAGUGCCUUCGCUUUCUGCAGCCAGAUAUCAGCAUAGGAAAGCAAGAAUUCUUCGAACGCCUCUAUGUCAUGUACACAAUUGGAUAUUCUGUCUCCUUCGGUUCCUUGGCUGUGGCUAUUCUCAUCAUUGGUUACUUCAGACGAUUACAUUGCACUAGGAACUAUAUCCACAUGCACCUGUUUGUGUCUUUCAUGCUGAGAGCCGUAAGCAUCUUCGUCAAGGACAAAGUGGUCCAUACUCACAUAGGAGUAAAGGAGCUGCAGUCUCUGGUAAUGCAGGGUGACCUGCAGAGUUCCAUGGAAGUGCCUUCUGUGGACAAGUCACAGUAUAUUGGGUGCAAGAUUGCUGUUGUGAUGUUUAUUUACUUCUUGGCUACAAAUUACUAUUGGAUCUUGGUGGAAGGUCUCUACCUGCAUAGUCUAAUCUUUGUGGCAUUCUUUUCGGACACCAAAUACCUGUGGGGCUUCACCUUGAUAGGCUGGGGGUUCCCGGCAGCAUUUGUUGCAGCCUGGGCUGUGGCGCGAGCAACUCUGGCUGACGCAAGAUGCUGGGAACUUAGUGCUGGAAACAUCAAGUGGAUUUAUCAAGCUCCAAUCUUAGCAGCUAUCGGGCUCAAUUUUAUUCUGUUUCUGAAUACGGUUAGAGUUCUGGCUACCAAAAUCUGGGAGACCAAUGCAGUUGGGCAUGACACAAAAAAGCAAUACAGGAAACUCGCCAAAUCGACCCUGGUCCUGGUGCUGGUCUUUGGAGUGCACUACAUCGUGUUCCUGUGCCUGCCCCACUCCUUCGCUGGGCUGGGCUGGGAGGUCCGGAUGCACUGUGAGCUCUUCUUCAAUUCCUUUCAGGGUUUCUUUGUGUCUAUCAUCUACUGCUACUGCAACGGGGAGGUUCAGUCCGAGGUGAAGAAGUUGUGGGGCCGGUGGAAUCUCUCCAUCGACUGGAAAAGGACGCCCCCAUGCGGCGGCCACCGAUACGGCUCCGUGCUCACCACCUUGACCCACAGCACCAGCAGCCAGUCGCAGGUGGCUGCCAGCGCUCGCAUGGUGCUCAUCUCUGGCAAAGCCACCAAGACAGCCGGCCACCAGCCCGACAGCCACAUGACGUUACCCGGCUAUGUCUGGAGUAACUCGGAGCAGGACUGCCUGCCACACUUGAUCCACGAGGAGACCAAGGAAGGUAACGCCAGGCGAGGAGAUGAGAUUCCAAUGGCGGAGUCUCCCAGGCGGUUGGAAUUCAACCCAGACCCUGAAGGAAGCAGAGGAGAAACGGAGGAUGUUCUCUGA